AUGAGUACAACAGUAAAAUUAUAUUACAUUUAUUUAAGUAUAAUUUAUUUAACGAAUUUUAAAAUAAUCUGUGAUAAAAGUUCUAUUGAUCCCAAUGUAACUUACGAAGGCAAAUAUACUUCAGGGUUAAAAAACUACGAAAUAGUCAUUCCUCAAAGGGUAAACAAAGAUGGGAAUUUUAUUUCGCAUGUUAUACCUCAUCAACACAGUAAAAGAUCGACGAAAGAAAUAAAUUUAAUUUUUUAUAAAAUACCCAUUUCUGGAAAAGAUUAUUUAAUCGAAUUGCUUCCUAACAAAAAAUUAAUUUCUCCUGGAGCCGUUAUGGAAACACACAAAGUAGAUGUGCAAAACUUGAACAGUGUAAAAUUCAAAAAAAAUGAAAGUAAAACUUUUGAAAUGAAUGAAAAUAUCCAUUUAAGUAAAAUAAAAAAUACAGAUUGUCAUUUUUUUGGUCAUGUCAGAGGAAAAAAUUUUUCAAAGGCUGCUUUAUCAAAUUGUAACGGCUUAGCAGGUUUUAUACUCUUUGAAAUGGAGUUUUACACAAUAGAACCAGUAGCAGGACAUGAUCCUUUAAUUGAAGAUAAAUUUCCUCACAUUAUUUAUAAAUUAAAUUCUUCUGAAAAUGAUUUUGUUUGUCGAUCGAUGGGAAAAAUGACAGACGUUUUAGAAAAUCAGAUAAAGAGACAAAGAAGAGAAAAUAAUAAUAAUGGUGUACGUCCAUCCAUGUACAUGGAAACUUUAAUAGUAAUGGACAACAGCUUUAUAAAUUAUCAUCAAGAAUCUGAUUCUGAAAAUUAUAUACUGACUGCCUUUAAUAUGGCAUCUAAUUUCUUUCGGGAUGUCUCUUUAGACUUUGUCCUGACGCUAACAAUCGUCCGUAUUAUUCGUUUAGAAAUUGAAAAUUCUAAUAUGACUUUAAAAAUAAAUGCAGAUGCUGUAAAGACUUUAAAAUAUUUUCAAGAUUGGCAAUAUGACAUAAAUGCUGGAGAUGAUUCACAUCCUAAUCAUCACGAUGUUGCUAUACUUAUCACGAGAGUCGAUGUUUGUUACACGCCAGAGUUAUGUGGACUUUUGGGUUUAGCAGUAAUUGGAAAAGCAUGCGAUCCUAAACUAUCUGCCAUUUUAGUAGAAGACAACGGACUUCGUUCGGGGUUUGUAAUGGCACACGAACUUGGCCAUUUACUUGGUGCGGAUCACGAUGUUAAAAAUUCUUCAUGUAACGAAACGGACGCUAAUGGAUUUAAAACGAUCAUGCAUCCUCAAGUAUCGGUUAACUCUCAAACGUGGUCCAGAUGCAGUCGAGCAGUGAUUAACAGCUUCUUAAAGAGCGAAAUGGGGCAUUGUUUUCUUGAUGAACCUGAAGAUCAUCAUUUUAAUUAUCAAAAUUUAUUACCUGGUGUAAUGUACAAUGCUGAUUUUCAAUGUAAGCAUCUUAUUGCUCAAGAUGCUCAGGAAUGUAACAUGGGCAGUUCCUGCAGUAGUUUAAAUUGUUAUGUACCAGGCUAUGCUUGUAUUGUCACUCAUUCUCCGCCUGUGGACGGUACCCAAUGCGGCGAGAAUAUGUGGUGUCACGACAAAAAAUGUGUCGCGGUUGGACAACGUCCAGGAGCAAUAGAUGGAAAUUGGGGUGAAUGGUCGCCUUGGAGUGAUUGCACCAGAACGUGCGGUUUAGGCGUUUCUAGUUCUGUUCGGCAAUGCGAUAAACCCCUACCAUCUCAUAAAGGGAAGGAUUGCGUUGGAGAAAGAAAAAGAUACAAAAUUUGUGCCACAACGCCUUGUAAAACAGGGCGACCCUCUUUCAGGGAUAUGCAGUGUGGAGAAUUUGACGAUUGGGUGUAUCCAGAAGAUGGAAAAACUCAUAAAUGGGAAGCUUACUACAUGCAUGAAGAUAACCCGUGUGUUUUAUAUUGCAUAAAUGAAGAAAAAAAAGUUGCAGCAUUAAAACCUCGAGUGAUUGAUGGAACCAUGUGCUACAGAGGUAUACGAGACAUUUGUGUGGGAGGAGAGUGCAAAGUACUGCCUUGUGAUCUUCACUUCGAAUCGAAUGCUAUUGAAGAUGUUUGUGGUGUUUGUCACGGAGAUGGUACGACUUGCGAAUUUUCCGGGGGAACUGAAUCCUUUAAAGAAACAUCAAAAGAGAUGUUAAAACUAAUUACUGUACCUUCCGGUACGAGGAACUUAAAGGUAGAAGAAACAUUUCCUGCUUCAUCUAAUAUUAUUAUUCAAGACAAGGAAAGUAAAGAAUAUUAUUUAAAAUCAACGAAUGUUAAAUUUAAUUUCAGACAUUUUCUUGGAAUGUUUAACGUACCUGGAUCUCAAGCAUGGCUCGGUAUGAUAAAAAAAAAUCAAGAAUUAUUAGACAUACCUGGGCCUAUCACUAAACCACUAUCUAUUUGGAUUUCACAACCAGAAAAUGUUACUGUGAAAUGGUCGUUGGCAUUGCCAACAACUCAACAAAGAAAACCAGAAUUCACUUGGGAUUUUUUAAAAUGGAGUCCUUGCUCUGCUAAAUGUGGUCCUGGAAUGCAGAAGUCAGAGCCGAGUUGUAUGGAGGAAAAAGCUGGAUUGGUCGAAAAUACAUUUUGCUCCGAUUUGGAAGUUCCUUCAAUUAAAGUUAGACCUUGUGAAAUAAUAAAAUGCGAGCCUAGAUGGAUGGUAGGAAACUGGAAAGAAUGUGAAGAUUCAGAUGGAUCGAAUAAAAUCAGAAGGAGAAAAGUUUACUGUAUUAAACCAAUAGGAGAAGGAGAAGGUGAAAGUCAAAUUGUGGAAAAUUCUGAAUGCAAAACACCAAAACCUCACGAUUCUGAAAUAUGCGAAAAUCGUCAAAAGCGUGAAAAUAAAGAAGAUUCAAAUGAGGCUUUCAACGACGAGGCAAUGUUUAUUCCCAAUACUGUAGAAUUUGGAAUCCAUAAAAAAUACGAUGAUUAUUUAACACAUUUUGCUGCGUUAUCAACACCGCAAAGAAAAAGUGAAACGAUACCUUUGCAUUUGUUAUCAUCACCGCAUUUCAAGCGUUAUUUUCGAGUUUUGGAAACGACAGAAGAUUAUACGGCGAAUUCAUCGAAUCAAAAUGAUUCAGAUACUUCAAAUGUAAUAGAAUUCGAUCAUUCGAAUCAGGAAAAAAUGCCACCAGAUUUUUACACAAAUACUUUUAGCGGUGAUCCCAUUGAAAUUAAUCACAUGCAAUCAUCUUUCGAUUCGAACAAGGAAUAUAAAAAUUUUUUUGACAGAAAUAUUUUUUUAAACGAAACAUUUUCGGAGGGGAAAAAAUUUAAAAAAAAUCCACAAAUAAUUCAAAAAAAUAAAAAUUCUAAAACGGAUAAAAUGAAAAGAUUUCAAAGAGUCGUUGUUUACCCUAAUAUUUCAAUUGAUAAAAAUAAAAAAAGAAAAGUUCGGAGAACUCCUAAAAUAAUAAGAUACAGUCAUACAAUCUGUCAUCCAAAGUGUUCAUUUCCAAAAGACAAAGUUAAAUGCAAAAUGCAUUUUAAUAAAGUUCACACGCAUUUUUAUCAUUUAUUAAAUGAAGGAAAAAAUGCGGCAUUAAACAACACAUCAUCGAAUUUUGAGAAGAAGAAAAAAAAAAAAAGUAUUAAAUCUCAAAAUGGCGAUGAUAAAUAUCAUCGUUAUUCAAAAAUAAAAAAAAAUUCGAAAAAAAUGUCAGAUCGGUUGAAAAAUUUUAAAACCGUUGAAAAGAAAUCGAAAGUUGCAUUUAAAAGGAAUAAAUAUUUCGAAAAAGGUUUUAGGUUUGCCGAUCGAUGGCAAAAGGAUUUAAAAAAAAAUUACAAUAAAUUACAAAAUGAUAAAAGAAAUGUUGGAAAAAGGAAUACGCGUUUGGUUGUUAUGGAAAGGCCACCGAACGUACCUUUUGCAUUUAAUUGCCAUUUGGGAAAUUGCGGUGACGAACGUCGUUCAUCGAUAAUAAAUAAAAAAUUAUGUCACAAAUGGAAAAAGUUAAAAAAUAGAAACACUCAAAUUAAGACCGAUGCAAAUAAUAAUUACGGAUCGGAAAGUAAAAAUCAAAUAAAUAAUUUAUUUACAGACGAACGGGUAAAAGUUAAUCCGCACAGAAAGCAAGAAACCAAAAUGGCGCAAACCUUCAUGAAAACUGGACGCCUGGUGAUCGAUAAAGAUCGACCUGAAGAUCAAAAUAUCGAAAUCGUGUAUCAGGAAGGAAAUUUUGAUUCGGAUGGAAAAUACAUGAGGAUAUAUCCACAGCCGACGCAAAAUAAAAAAUACGUUUUAAGAGGGCAAGAAGUAUUUGAUUUGCUUCAAAAAAUUCAAAAGCGAAACAAUCGCGACGAUACGCAUAAGGAGAACAUUCAAAAGAAAAAUGCAAAAGAUGAAAAGGUUGAAAUUGAUGUGAAUGUGUCACCGGUAAACAAAAAUGCUAGCUCAAACGCAUCCGAUGAAGAUGUUGAAGCACCAAAUUCAAAAAUAACUAAAACAUCAACUACAAAGACAACCGUUAAACAAGAAGAAGAAACAAAAGAAUCAACUUCAUCAUCUGAAAAUACAACUGAAAAAAGUGAAACGGAAACAACUACUAAGAAAAAAGUUACGACGGAAAAAAUAACGGAAACGGAAACGACGACGAAUACUUCAACAACAACAACAAUGACCACCGAAGAUAAACGUCAAAAAAUUAAAGAAGAAACUGAAUCGAGUGUCACGUCACAGGUCACGCCACAGGUCACGACCACAACCAAACAACCAAAAAAGACAACAACCAAAACGAGUUCUUUGAAAACAACUCAAGCAAUUUGUACAGAAGAAACGACAGAGGAUCCUUCAUUUGGAGCUUGCAACGAUGAUGACGAAGAACCGCCACCAUCACCGUCACCGUCACCGUCACAACAGACUAAAACCACGACAGUUUCUACUACAACCGUUAAAAAUAAAAGUACUACCAAAACCGACAACAAAAACCAAAAAAAAAAUAAAGAUAAAGCGGGAAAUUAA
Messenger RNA from Pediculus humanus corporis (human body louse), 4959 nucleotides. Its product is annotated as ADAMTS-3 precursor, putative. The transcript has 22 exons. Lineage: Eukaryota; Metazoa; Arthropoda; Insecta; Psocodea; Pediculidae. Gene Ontology annotation, biological process: extracellular matrix organization; proteolysis. Gene Ontology annotation, cellular component: extracellular matrix. The coding region runs from base 1 to 4959 and encodes 1652 amino acids. Gene Ontology annotation, molecular function: metalloendopeptidase activity. The record is from RefSeq and is a predicted model, not a curated record.